AUGCUUGUUAACCGGGGUGGCCAAGAGCACUUGACUACGACCCGUCUGCCAGCUGCGAUUGACAGGAAGACGCUUCUGGGUGAUCUAAUCUGGGUGAGCUCUUCAGGGCAAGUUCGGGAUGGAGAGGUUGCACGAGAUCAUGGGGUAGAUCUGGGGAUGCUUACUGUGGAAGAGCGUGAACAAGGACAGCAUGCGGAGCAAGGGUUGCCGUUCGUGGCGCAUGUUUGUGCCGACAGCCAUUUUGAGGAGGAGCCAGCGAGUACGAUCCCGGCAGUUCAGGAGAAGCCUGUGAAGGGCGGUGAGAGGGGUGAUCGUUACAAGAUCUUGUCUUAUGAAGCUGAGCAAGAGAUGAAUCGAGCGGAAGUCAAGGUUGCUCAGUUGGUCACGGACACGAUUGAUGCGAGAAUCCUUUCGGACCCUCGGACGCCUGCAGAUGAGAAGCUGAAGUGGGUAAAUGAGGCUGAGGGGUUGAGGUCUGAUGAGGCGGAGGUAUGGCCGGGAGCGAAGAUUCUGCCUGCAAAAGUGAUGCUGACCAAGAAGCCCCUUCAGGAUGAUACGGAGGUUGAUCCAACAGACCCUUUGAGCACUUGGAGGGCAAAAGCACGGAUUGUGGUGUGCGGGAAUUAUGAGCAGAAUACGUUUGGUCAUGAUCCUGACAACGCGAGCGCCAACCCGGCUAUUGAGCACAUCAGGUGGAGCGCAGCGUGCCUCGCUGACAAUCCGGGCUGGACCGGACUGGUGCUGGAUAUCACGGCGGCAUUUCUGAAUGCAAGGAUGGAUAACGAAACGACUUUUGUCCGACCUCCCAAGGUCUUGAUGAGAGAAGGUCUGGUGCCACCAUCCAAGGUUUGGAGGAGUUGGACGUUCAAGAAUGCCGAGGGCGUGAUGUUUGUGCUGGACCCGAUUUCGUCUGGUGUGUGGGCCAUUAGAAAACAGGUAGAACCGCAGUCGUUCUGCGGAAUCUUUGACAUGUACGUUGAUGAUGGCUUGAUUGUGGGGCCAGUUGGACUGUGCACGGGUUUGGCGGAGGUGCUCUUAACAACUUGGCAAAUGAAGAUUCAAGGUUUCUUGCCGAGUGAUGAGUUGAAGGACGGCGAGAAGGUCAUGAUUGGCGACAAGCAGGUGGCUGUACGAGAAGAGCUGCAGUUCCUGGGAAUGGUGAUUAAGCGCACCAAGGACGGUGUGGCACUUCAUCUGGGUGGAUACAGAGUUGGAGCGGCGGGGCUGGACGACGGUUGGUUCUCUUUUCUGGCUGGGCCUGAGGACGAGACCGGACCUGCUUGCAACGGUUGGGGCUUUAUCCUGCAUGAGUGGGUGAAGAGCUUUUUGGAUAAGUUCCUUCAGCGAAGUGUGGAUGCG
Symbiodinium sp. CCMP2592 is the source of this 1359-nucleotide messenger RNA. Lineage: Eukaryota; Dinophyceae; Suessiales; Symbiodiniaceae. The record is from the annotation of a GenBank genome assembly.